Rubroshorea leprosula is the source of this 1850-nucleotide messenger RNA. The record is from the annotation of a GenBank genome assembly. NCBI's taxonomy places the organism in Eukaryota, Viridiplantae, Streptophyta, Magnoliopsida, Malvales, Dipterocarpaceae.
CACUCCACACUCUGGCUUUCUGUUUUCCGUGACUCUUUUCUUUCAGGCUUCUCCUCACCCUUCAUAUUAGUUCUUGCUCUCUUAAUUUUCUCUUCACUUUUGAAAAUUUUUCCGGGCAAGGAUCUGAGUGAGUUUUUGGUAAUUGCUUGAUAUAGAAAGUUCUAAUCUUUUCUUGAGUGACCGUGAAAAGCAUUUUCUGGUGGAGAUUUGGACAUUUAUUCCCUUCUCUUUUACCGGUAAAGCUAUACAGGCUUUGUUUCCACUUUUCUCUCCAUAGUCACUGGUUCUUGGUCGCGGCAUACUGCUGUGUGCUGGGUCUGGGUGGGGUUUUGUUAAUAAACGACCCCUUUUGCUCUCCUUUUCUGGGGCGCUUUCCUUGAAAUUUCGGUGCCUUUAGCUUUUUGAGAGAAGGGGGGGUUUUUAACGGUGGAUUUCUCUUCCUUUUUAAGCUUAUCUUUGACGUUUUAAUCUUUAUUCUCUCCUCGUGUCUAGCCUCAAAGGAAUCUCCCUUUUUUUUUUUCAUCUUUUUCCCUUUCCAUUUCACUCCCCAACCCAUUUCUAUUUAGACGCUCUUCUCACACUCACUUCGCUCUCAAUGCCAAUUACUAGAAUCCGAAGCCCCCCACAAACAGAAAUCUUAGAAAAAAGAACCCGAGAAAUGAUUCAUUGUGCUGUACGUCCAGUCAAAUACACCGAACACCGCCGCCAUCACACGAAGCUCGUCACACCAACUUCAAAUGCUGGAAUGGACUAUCAGAAGGAAUGGAAGCCCAGAAUUGUUCGGAUUUCAGUCACUGAUGCAGACGCUACGGACUCAUCCAGCGAAGAAGAAACCGAUGCCUGCAGAAGAAACAGAGUCAGGAGGUUCGUUAACGAGAUAACAAUUGAAUCUCCUUGCAACGGCGAGAAGGACGGGUUUUGGAAAAGGUCCUCUUCUAGAAGAAAUCGAAAGAGGUCAGCCCCGGGCGGUGAGAGUGUCAAAGCUCCGGUGGAGAAGAAGUUCAGGGGAGUACGGCGACGGCCAUGGGGCAAAUGGGCUGCCGAGAUCAGGGACCCUACGAGGGGAGUACGGCUCUGGUUGGGCACCUACGACACCGCCGAGGAAGCGGCGAUUGUCUAUGAUAACGCGGCUAUCCAGUUGCGUGGACCUGACGCGCUCACCAACUUCAUCAAUCCUCCGCAAAAGUCGCUCGCAGAAAAAGACAACGAGAAACCGUUAUCCUCUGAUUGCAUUUCUGGCGACGACUCUCGCUCUCACGGUAACCUCUGCUCUCCCACUUCCGUCCUCCGCUCUCCCUCACCGUCAACCGACGAAGGCGAUUCACAAAGCUUUAAAGAAUCGCGAGAUUUUGUCAACGAAAUCCAAGAAGAAUCCAGCAUUAACUUUCCUGAUUUCUUCGAUUACUCGCCGUUCACAAGCGAAAUAUUCAAUUCCGUUCCGUGUUGCUUCGACGAAACGGGCUUCCAAGACUGGUUUUUGAAAGACGACCUUUGCAGCGGUUUUCUGGAUUCAAGCGGGAACUCCGGGUUCGGGUUCGGGUUCGGGUUCUCUAGUUGGCAUUCUGAUGACCAUUUUCAAGAUAUCGGUGACCUGUUUGCGUUGGAUCCUUUCGUGACCAUUUGAUUAUAUCGGCUACUUGUCGGGUUAUGCCGGUUCUCCGGCAAGUUUUGUUCGGCGGGGACUGAAAAUAUCGGCUGUUUUUUAGUUUUUUUAUUUUAUUUUAUUUUAUUUUAAACAUCUCCGUCACAGUAACGUUGACGGACGAGUCAGCCUAACUGUUCCGUGCGUUGUCCUUUUGUUUGAUAUGUUUUUUGUUAACGGCACGUGUGAAUACACGUGACUGAACUAA